ACAUUAGGCGUGUCGCGUAAGGUACAUAGCGAAUGCGCUUAAUAAUAAAGCUAGUAGUUGAGUCACUAUAUAUAUCUCCUCACAAACCCUCGCUCCCAAAUUAAACCCUCAUUAUUCUCUGCUCAUCUCUCCACUAACUCUGCUCCGGAAUGAGUACGUAUAACUCUGUGUUGGGUGAUAAUGGGACGAAGCGUAAUGUUUCGGCUGGCAGUGCUUUUCAAUUGAGGCCUGCGUUUGGACAGAGUGGUAGUUGUUAUGGUGGUGGAUUUUCGGGGGGAAUUGCGGUGCCUCCAUACGGGCAAAGUAGUAUUCAGCGUUAUCCUUAUGGGUAUAGUGAUCCAUCUCUGUUUAGCGGUAUCAAUGGGUAUGCACCUCUAUUUGGCCUUAAUAGUUAUCCUUUUGGCCUUAAUAGUUAUCCUUUUGGGUUCACCCCGAGUAAUGGUUCAACUUUUGCGCCUGUGUCAACUUCCAUGCCUACAUUUGGGCAUAAUAGUUCUCCUCCUUUUGCGUAUGCCCUUCCUAAUGGAGGAACUUCUAUGCCUACAUUUGGGCAAACUUGUUCUGCUUUUGGGUCUUCCCUCGCUAAUAGAGGAACUCUAAUGCCUACACAUGGACAAAAUGAUGCUACUUUUGGGUCUGCCCUUGCCAAUGGUGGAACUUCUAUGCCUACAUAUGGGCAAACUAGUUCUGGUUUUGGGUGUCCCCUUGCUAAUAGAGGAUCUCUCAUGCCUACACAUGGACAAAGUAAUGCUACAUUUGGGUCUCCCAUUGCUAAUGACGGAACUUCCAUACCUCUCUUUGGGCAAAAUAGUGCUACUUUUGGGUUCGCUCCUGCUAAUGGUGGAACUUCUAUCCCGACAUUUGGGCAAAGUAAUACUCCUUUUGGGUGUGUUAGUGCCGAUUGGGGAACCACAGUGCCUGCAUUUGGACGAAGUACUAAUUCUUUUUGGUUCAACCCUAGUAACACAGCAACUUCAGUGCCUGCAUGGCAAUGUAGUUAUCCUCGUGGGCCAGUUACCACCAAUGGUGGAACUCCAGCGACUACUUUUGGGGUGGGUAUAAGUCAUUUUCCGCCUGCCCCAACUGAUGGUACAACCUCUGUGUCGUCCCCAACUAAUGGUUCAUUUUCAGUGCCUGCGUGCGGAGCUCCAUUAUUUUCUACAUUAACACAAGCAGCUCUAUCAUCUCCUAUAUGCGGCUUGUAUUCAGGAUCUACCACACAUUUUCCGACUCCUACCAUUAAUGCAUCCAGCUCCCCAGGAUUUACUUCUGGCCAAACAACUACGCAAUUUGGUACCAUCAGCAACUUGAAUGAAACUAGUACAUGUUCUGAUGAAAUUCAGAGUCCAUAUCCGGGCUGCCAAGUUGAAACUCCGUUAUUUCGGGAUUCAAGUUCUCGACCGUUAACUCCUAAGGUUAAUUGUGGAGGAAGUAGAGUGGCACCUUACACUGAAACUGUUGAGAUGGAUCAUGUUUCACAACAGUCUACAAGAUUUAUGUCCAUAUCUGCCAUGCCUGUUUUUAGAGAUAAAUGUCAUGAAGAGCUGAGAUGGGAGGACAAACAGUUAGGAGAUAAUGGUGACAUACCCCUAUUUCACAGCGCAAGAUCUGGACCACCAGCCAGCAAUGUAAUGCGUUGCUCAAAAACCCAGUUACCUGAUUUUAGUACAGCUAUUCCAAUAUCUGUUAUGCCUGAAUACCCAAACAAAAGCUUUGAAGAAUUGAGGUGGGAAGACUAUCAGUUCAAUAAUGCAGGUGGUAGAGUUGACCAUGAUUUAGCACAAUUAAAUUAUUUCAGGAGUCAUGUUUCUGGAACUGGUAGCUCAUUUCAGAAUGCUAUGCCUUCUGUGCCACCCAAUAUAUUUGCUUCCAGACCUACAUGCUUUACCUUCCCAACCUGUAGCACACCUGUUUCUUGUAACCCCUUUUUAAAUGGUUCACAUGAGGGGGCUUAUACUUUAAUAACUCAGCCUCCCUCUAUAUUUGGUGCGACCAUCCCGUUUUCACAUCCAAAUCCCUCACUUAUCAGUACAUCUGCUAGCAAAGCUUCUACAUCUGGACCCAGUUAUUUUAACUAUACUUCCUCUGCACCAUCUACCUCUAUAUGCAGCACAUCUGUUACGACACCAGUCACUGCAUAUGUUCCUUGCAAUUUCGCUCCAAGUAUAUCAACUCUUGAUGAUCCAUCACCAUCUAGAUCUAGGGCUGAGACACCACUUGCAGUUGAAGGUCCGAAGACUACAUCAGUAAGAUAUGGGAUUUACAGUGUCCCUGCCAAUAACUUGGCAAAUGCCUCUGCAACAUGUAGUGAAGUCAAGGUACCGUUGUCAGAUCAAGUCAAUAAGUCGGCAAAUGAAGAACAGAAGCUGUUGCUGCCACCAAAAGGUAUUCGUGAAGGUAAUGGUACAGAGGUGGUAUUUUCUGCUGAUACUCAAGAAACCCCCACAGCGAGGACGAAGGUUCCACUCCUGCUGAAGGACGAUUCGGGAAUCUCGAUAUCUGGUCCAUCUGAAGAGUGGUUUAUCAAAAUUGGCUUCGAGAAUAUAUCUCGCCUCAAGCAUACAUCUAUUUAUGUGCAUGAGAAUGGUAAAGUCUCUAUUGAGUUGUCUAAAUCUCUCGAGGAUGGUUUCAUUUAUGAGGACAAAGCUGGGAACCCUGGUGAAGCUUUUGCUGCUGAACACAGCCGUGGAACCAAUUCUGUUAAUAGUGAUCAUCCCUCUGAAAACUUAGUUUCUUCCAAUGUUUAUGGGCUGAUGCCAAAGCUGAAACACAGUGACUACUUCAUUGAACCCCGAGUCGAGGAAUUGGCAAUAAAAGAAAGCUUUGAGCCGGGGUUCUGCAGCCAUGUUAAGGACUUUGUUGUUGGCCAUCAGCGUUAUGGGCGCAUCAAGUUCUUCGGAGAGACAGACGUGCGGCAGCUUGAUGUCAACUCACACAUUGUGUUUAGAAAUCACGAGGUAAUUCUUUCUAUGGAUGAGAACAAGAAACUGCCAGUUGGGCAAGGUUUAAACAAGCCAGCAGAGAUUACCCUUUGCAACAUUAAGUGUUUCGAUAAAGCUGGAAACCAACACAUUAAUGGACCGAAGGUUGACAAGUACAGAGAAAAGCUGAUGAAGAAAGCAGCAGAACAAGGUGCUGAGUUUGUGUCAUAUGAUCCUGUGCAAGGAGAGUGGAAAUUUAGAGUUAAACAUUUUUAGCUUUAUGCUUUCACAAUAGAUAUUUAUAUCAGGAAGAAACUAAUUUUGUUUUUAUGACCAAUAUGUACUCUAUUAAUUUCCAUUUUCUUUAAGAUUUGUCUAGGAACAAGUUCGUGUCUAGGAACAUGUGAUGUUAAACUCAUAUUGCUUUUAUGAAUAAUAUGUACCCUAUGAAGUUUAUUUUUUCUUGAAA
This is a messenger RNA of Daucus carota subsp. sativus, 3390 nucleotides long. RefSeq names its product nuclear pore complex protein NUP98A. Gene Ontology annotation, biological process: post-transcriptional tethering of RNA polymerase II gene DNA at nuclear periphery; protein import into nucleus; telomere tethering at nuclear periphery. Gene Ontology annotation, cellular component: nuclear pore cytoplasmic filaments; nuclear pore. NCBI's taxonomy places the organism in Eukaryota, Viridiplantae, Streptophyta, Magnoliopsida, Apiales, Apiaceae. The coding region runs from base 150 to 3197 and encodes 1015 amino acids. The record is from RefSeq and is a predicted model, not a curated record. The transcript is spliced from 11 exons. Gene Ontology annotation, molecular function: structural constituent of nuclear pore; RNA binding.